Octodon degus (degu) is the source of this 1386-nucleotide messenger RNA. RefSeq names its product annexin A1-like. Gene Ontology annotation, biological process: inflammatory response; positive regulation of neutrophil apoptotic process; negative regulation of exocytosis. NCBI's taxonomy places the organism in Eukaryota, Metazoa, Chordata, Mammalia, Rodentia, Octodontidae. The record is from RefSeq and is a predicted model, not a curated record. Gene Ontology annotation, cellular component: plasma membrane; cytoplasm. Gene Ontology annotation, molecular function: calcium ion binding; cadherin binding involved in cell-cell adhesion; phospholipase A2 inhibitor activity.
GGAAGAGCCUCUCUUGAGUUCUUUGGAAGAAGGUAGAAGAAAGGACACUUCUUCAAAAUGGCAAUGGUAUCAGAAUUCCUCAAGCAGGUCUACUUUAUGGACAAUCAAGAACAGGAAUAUGUUCAAACUGUGAAAACAUCCAAAGGCAGUCCUGGGUCUGCCGUGAGCCCCUACCCUGGCUUUAAUCCCUCCUCUGAUGUUGAGGCUUUGUACAAAGCCAUAACAGUAAAAGGUGUGGAUGAAGCAACCAUCAUUGACAUUCUGACGAAGAGAAACAAUGCCCAGUGUCAGCAGAUCAAAGCAGCCUACCUCCAGGAAAAAGGGAAGCCACUGGAUGAAGCUCUGAAGAAAGCCCUCAAAGGUCAUCUAGAGGAAGUGGUUUUGGCUCUGCUGAAAACUCCUGCCCAGUUUGAUGCAGAUGAGCUCUAUGCUGCCAUGAAGGGUCUUGGAACUGAUGAAGACACCCUCAUUGAAAUUUUGGUAUCAAGAAAGAAUAGAGAAAUCAGAGAAAUUAAUAGAGUCUACAAAGAUGAACUGAAAAGAGAUUUGACCAAAGACAUCACCACAGACACAUCUGGUGAUUUCCGGAAGGCUCUGCUUUCUCUCGCUAAGGGUGACUGAUGUGAGGAUCUUGGUGUGAAUGAAGACCUGGUGGACACAGAUGGGGCUCUAUAUGAAGCUGGAGAAAGAAGAAAGGGGACAGACAUAAAUGUGUUCAACACCAUUCUGACCACCCGCAGCUACCCCCAUCUUCGCAGUGUGUUUCAGAGAUACACCAAGUACAGUGAGCAUGACAUGAACAAGGCUCUUGACCUGGAGCUGAAAGGUGACAUCGAGAGAUGCCUCACAGCCAUAGUGAAAUGUGCCACAAGCACACCUGCCUUCUUCGCUGAGAAGCUUCAUGAGGCGAUGAAGGGCGCUGGCACUCGCCACAAGGCGCUGAUCAGGAUCAUGUUCUCUCGCUCGGAAAUCGACAUGAAUGACAUCAAAGUGUACUAUCAGAAGAUGUAUGGGAUCUUGCUGUGCCAAGCCAUCCUGGAUGAAACCAACGGAGAUUAUGAAAAAAUUCUGUUGGCUCUUUGUGCAGAAAAUUAAACAUUCCUUUGAAGCUCUCAAGUAUUCUUAUUGGAAGACUUCUGAACCACAGUUUUUCAUUCUGCAACAUUGGCUUAACUAGGUAGGUUGGUUGAGCAGGUUUGCAGUGUAACUAUCUGCUUUCUGAAAAAAAAUAUAGCCUAUAAAUCUUUUUUAAUAUCACAACUCUGUAUAAUGGAGAUAAGUUUGUUUUUAAAAUAUGUUUUCAGAAAUCAUAAGAUCCCAUGUACAAGUUGUUUUAUUGCCUGACAAAAAUGUGUAAGUAGCUGAAAAUAAAAAUAAUGAUGUGAC